Molecule: messenger RNA, 1565 nt
Organism: Ixodes scapularis (black-legged tick)
Lineage: Eukaryota; Metazoa; Arthropoda; Arachnida; Ixodida; Ixodidae
Product: ELMO domain-containing protein 1
Exons: 1
Coding region: 302-1249 (315 amino acids)
Molecular function (GO): GTPase activator activity
Source: RefSeq, a predicted model, not a curated record
UUUCGGCUUAUUUCAGGACUUCGGAAGCUCUGUUUGCCGUGGAUUCAUCGAUGUGAAACGCGGAAAUUAGUUAAAUCGACUUGAUAUCCUCGCGACAAUCGGUCACGUCACGCGAGUGCGCCGCGAUCGAAAUGCCGGUGCACUAGUGAGCGUCGUUUUCGAGCCUGAGGCGUCAUGAGAACCCGGUGAUUGCGCCGUGUGCCACGGUGCCCCCCUUCGGAGCAAGCCCACGUAGGUCGCCUCGGUCUAGCCGAGGCGUCGUUCCCUGCCGCGUCCCCAGCAGCCGUCACAACGCCUCCCGAUGUGGUCCCUGGUGAACCGCGUCGCGGUCUUCCUGUACAUGCAGCUCCGUCCCGCGAUCAAGUGGGUGCUGCGGAACCUGACUCGUUUGUGCGAGCUCCAGCGGAUAUGCUACGGGACCGAGCGCGGCUGUCAGCGGACGCGCGAGUUGGAGUGGAGCCUACAAAUGUCUCGCACGCCCGCUGUCCGCACCAUUUACGACCGACUGACGCAGCUUGCCGACGAAGGCCGCUUCAGCAAGGAGCUGAGCGGAAACGCCGUCGAGUACGCCGUCAUCGGAGUGGCCUACGUCAAGAAAAUCAACACCCAGGUACACCGCGAGUUCGUGCGUUCUUUUCGGACGAGCAUGCUCCAGAUGUGCGGCUACCGGCAGUUGGUUUACGACGUGGAGCGUCUACGGAAGACGCAGUUUGUCGCGCAGGACCCCGAUCACCUGAGCAGGCUCCUGCGGCUCUGGAAGCUGCUGCGUCCGGACGAGCACCUCCGCGGGCCGGUCUCCAAGCAGUGGAGCGAUAUCGGCUUCCAGGGGGACGACCCACGCACCGACUUCCGCGGCAUGGGCCUCCUGGGGCUCGACAACCUCGUCUUCUUCGCGUCCGAGCACACCGAGGUGGCCCGGCACGUCCUGUCCCAUUCGCUGCACCCCGAGUACGGCUACUCGUUCGCCAUCGUCGGCAUCAACUUGACGAGCCUGCUGUACCACCUACUGGUCAAGGGGAAGCUCAAGUCACACAUCUUCAACGCCGUGGCCGAGCGGCCGCAGGUGGAGGACUUCCACAGGGCGUACAGCUACGUCUUCUUCGAAUUCGACAAGUUCUGGCUGGCCGAGAAGCCCACCGACAUCAUGGAGUUCAACCGGAUACGGGACAAGUUCGAGGACAAGUUGCUCCAGAUGCUCGAGAAGGACGACUGCGUCUUCAAGCUCAAUGUGACGGUCAAGAAGGUCUGAAAUUCCAACGCUUUCAGAGAAGACAGAACUCCGACAUCACGGGCUCAGUGAAGGCUGCCUACCGCCACUGCUAUCUCGGUUGUCUGGAAACUGGGUUUUUGAUUCUGACUAUGCAGGAAUUUGUUUGGUGCCGCUAUUUAGAAGGCCGUAACCCAGAAAGCUACCAUGGGCACGUUGGACGGUGGCAGUGUUUGCAGUCAGUUCUUUGCUUUCUUUAUUCUACAGGAUAGAGGGCACAGAACAACUCCAUGUGAAGGGUGAAUUAUCUCGGAUCCUUUUCCGAAGUUCCUUUUUCGAAGGUGCAAUACGAGCUCAA